Microthlaspi erraticum is the source of this 957-nucleotide messenger RNA. Lineage: Eukaryota; Viridiplantae; Streptophyta; Magnoliopsida; Brassicales; Brassicaceae. The record is from the annotation of a GenBank genome assembly.
AUGACAAUGGGUUUAGGGAGGAGAGUGUACGGUAUGGUUUUGUUAUCUUUGGUACUUAUGGCUAUUGUAACGAUGUCUUGUGUCAAAGCCACCGUCGAGGAAGAAGCAGCUAAGGAUGAAUCAUGGACUGAUUGGGCGAAGGAGAAGAUCGGUCUCAAGCACGAAGAGAACAUCCAACCUACUCACACGACUACAACCGUCCAAGACAACGCUUGGGGAGCGACUGAUAAGGCCAAGGACGCUAAGGAUGCUGCCAAACGCAAAGCAGAGGAAACGGUUGGAGCGGCCAAGGAUAAAUCCCAGGGGGCUUACGAGACAGCGAAAUCCAAAGCCGGCGAGACUAUUGGUUCCGUGAAAGACAAGGCAUCUCAGAGCUAUGAUUCAGCUGGUCAGGUUAAGGAUGAGACUAUUGGUACCGUGAAAGACAAGGCAUCUCAGAGCUAUGAUUCAGCCGGUAAGGUUAAGGAUGACGUGUCUCACAAGUCAAAACAAGUUAAAGAUAGCUUGUCUGGAGAUGAGAAUGACGAGUCGUGGACUGAUUGGGCUAAAGAGAAAGUCGGAAUCAAGCACGAGGACCAGGUGGGGGAGACGGUGUCAAAGAAGGCUAAAGACGCCAAAGAAGCGGCUAAACGCAAAGCAGGGGACGCUAAGGAGAAGUUGGAGGAAACGGUUGAGGCGGCUAAGGAGAAAGCGAGCGAUAUGACGAGUGCGGCUAAGGAGAAGGCAGAGAAGUUGAAGGAAGAAGCUGAGAAAGAUAGUAAAUAUGCGAAGGAGAAGGCUAAAGAGAGUUACGAAACGGCUAAAUCCAAGUCUGAUGAGACUUUGGAGUCUGCUAAAGACAAGGCAUCUCAAAACUAUGACUCAGCUGCUAAGAAAUCAGAGCAAGCUAGAGAUACCGUGUCGCCCAAGUCAAAACAAGUUAAAGACAGCUUCACCGACGAUGAUGCUGAGCUCUAA